Messenger RNA from Nanorana parkeri, 563 nucleotides. Its product is annotated as coatomer subunit zeta-2-like. Gene Ontology annotation, biological process: intracellular protein transport; intra-Golgi vesicle-mediated transport; retrograde vesicle-mediated transport, Golgi to endoplasmic reticulum. NCBI's taxonomy places the organism in Eukaryota, Metazoa, Chordata, Amphibia, Anura, Dicroglossidae. The record is from RefSeq and is a predicted model, not a curated record. The transcript is spliced from 8 exons. Gene Ontology annotation, cellular component: COPI vesicle coat. Bases 34 to 561 code for a protein of 175 amino acids.
GACAUCUACCAUCUGUUUCUCCUGUUCCUCUGGAUGGAGCCAACUCUUUACACUGUAAGAGCCGCCAUCAUUUUGGACCAGGAUGGGCAUCGACUUCUGGCUAAAUAUUAUGAUGACACAUUCCCUUCCCACAUGGAACAGAGAGAAUUUGAAAGAAGAGUAUUCCAUAAGACACAAAGAUCUGAAAAUGAAGUGAUACUUGUGGAUGGAGUUACAGUACUGUGCCAGCAUUUAUCGGAUAUUGUUUGCUACAUUAUUGGGGGACCUGAUGAAAAUGAACUGCUGCUUCUGUCUGCAUUGACAUGUAUAUGCGAGAGUCUGUGCCAUAUGCUACGGAAAAAUGUGGAUAGAAGCUCUGUGCUGGACAACUUGGACACAGCUUUUUUGAUACUCGAUGAAAUAAUAGAUCAGGGAGUUAUUUUGGAGAGUGAAUCCCAGCGUGUAGUUCAGAGGCUCAGUUUCAAGACUAUCUCAGAACCAGCAUUUGGCUUUGUGCUGUUUGAUUAUAUCACUGGCAGCAAUGAGCAGGGAGAGCCGCAAAGAAGAGCAGUCAUGGACUAAUA